Scatophagus argus is the source of this 1504-nucleotide messenger RNA. Its product is annotated as glutamine synthetase-like. Gene Ontology annotation, molecular function: glutamine synthetase activity. The coding region runs from base 151 to 1266 and encodes 371 amino acids. Gene Ontology annotation, cellular component: cytoplasm. The transcript has 7 exons. The record is from RefSeq and is a predicted model, not a curated record. Lineage: Eukaryota; Metazoa; Chordata; Actinopteri; Scatophagidae.
ACCAAGCCUUGAAAUGUCAUUACGGACAUGUGACGUGUCAUCAGCGUAGUGAAGUGCAUUCCACUUAAAUACAACAAACAGGUUUAGGCAAGUCACAAGUUGGCUUGCAGACAACUGACUACACCUGAAGUGGCCGGUAACACAGUGAACAUGGCAUCGAAGUCAACCAGCUCCUGCCUCAACAAGGCUGUGCGCCAACAGUACAUGAGCCUGCCUCAGGGGGAGAAGUGCCAGGUCACCUACAUCUGGAUCGAUGGCACCGGAGAGGGACUUCGCAACAAGACCCGAACCCUGGACAGUGAGCCAAAAAGCAUAGAAGAUAUUCCUGAGUGGAACUUUGAUGGCUCAAGCACAUACCAGGCAGAAGGCUCCAACAGUGACAUGUUCCUCAUCCCAGUCCGCAUGUUUCGAGAUCCAUUCACCUGCGACCCCAACAAACUGGUCCUCUGUGAGGUCCUCAAAUACAACCGCUUACCUGCAGAAACUAACAAUAGAACGAGCUGCAACAAAGUGAUGGAGAAGAUUAAGGAGCACUGCAUUUGGUUCGGCAUGGAGCAGGAGUACACACUCUUUGGAACAGAUGGACAUCCUUUUAGUUGGCCCACAAAUGGAUACCCAGCACCACAAGGACCUUACUACUGUGGAGUGGGAGCACAAAAUGCUUAUGGACGGGACAUUGUUGAGUGCCACUACAAGGCCUGUCUCUAUGCAGGGGUCAAAAUCUAUGGCACCAACGCUGAAGUUAUGCCAUCUCAGUGGGAGUUCCAGGUGGGUCCUUGUGAGGGCAUCGAGAUGGGCGACCAUCUGUGGGUUGCUCGCUUCCUGCUGCAUCGUGUGUGUGAAGAUUUUGGGGUUAUUGCAACACUGGACCCCAAACCAAUGAAAGGCGACUGGAACGGUGCUGGUUGCCACACCAACGUCAGCACCAAACAGAUGAGGGAAGAAGGAGGACUGGAACACAUCGAGGAGGCCAUUGCGAAGCUGAGCAGAAACCACAUCGAGCACAUCAGAUUGUAUGACCCACACAGAGGGGAAGACAACAAGAGGCGUCUCACAGGUCUCCAUGAAACCUCCAGCAUCGAUGACUUCUCUGCCGGAGUGGCCAACAGAGCCUCCAGCAUCCGCAUCCCUCGCCAGGUGGGUGAGGAGAAGAAAGGUUACUUCGAGGACCGCCGCCCUGCAGCCAACUGUGACCCAUAUGCUGUGACCAUGGUCAUCGCAAGAACCUGCCUGCUUGAUGUAGAAAAUGAAGAGGAGAGAAAAUAGGACAAAAGGGUUUGCUAUGUAGCAAUAUGUAGAAAUAAACAUGUGGGUCUGAGUUACCUGAGUAGAAUACUUGAACAAAUGUGUUGAUGUGCAAAAAAAUGCAGAUAUUUUAAUCUUCGUUAUUUCUCUAUAUUUCUCUAUAUUUCUCUAUACAGCUAAUUUGUCUAUCUGCAAAUUAUGAAGCAUUAAAAUAGGAAUUGCGUGUUUGGGUUAAGUGAAAUAAAGAUACAUAAGUGCU